Kwoniella mangroviensis CBS 8507 is the source of this 357-nucleotide messenger RNA. RefSeq lists its product as uncharacterized. NCBI's taxonomy places the organism in Eukaryota, Fungi, Basidiomycota, Tremellomycetes, Tremellales, Cryptococcaceae. The transcript has 4 exons. The coding region runs from base 1 to 357 and encodes 118 amino acids. The record is from RefSeq and is a predicted model, not a curated record.
AUGCAGAAUAGUGUCCCUUUCAGAUCCCGACAUACCUACUUUACAGCGUUGAGAUUAUGUAGUCCAGAGCGACUAUAUGUUGGCGAUGUACCAAGACAGGAACAAGUACGAAGAGUGUCGGACCGACCGAGACCCAAAAGUGCCCGUUAUAUCCCGAAAUCAGCAGGAUCUCAAUCGAAGGCUGCUCCUUAUUCGAUCCUCAAGGCACAAGCAGCUGUUCACAUAAAAAAGGAGGUGGCCAAAGAUGCCGUACUGGGUGAGAUUUGUAAGGUCAAGCGGGAGAAAGAGUUGGAAAUGGAGGAGAAACUGAGAGAGCUCGAACAAAGGGAUAUAGAAGAGGUUGAACAGGUAUUGUAG